AUGUCGGACGACUCCCCAGUACCUGCGGGAGGAGCACCAGCUGCGGGUGGUGGAGAAGGCCGUGGUGGUGGUGGACACACAUCAGACCAAACCGACGCUGGGCAAGAGAAGAAGAUCAACGUCAAGAUUGAGAGACCUUUGUCUGGAUUCGAUGUGCUUGCCCAGAGUACCGCCGCCAAUACACCACGAGUGUCUGAAGAUAUCUUAGAUCUUGAUCACUAUUUUUUCGGCCCUCGAAAUCUCGACAGUCAUUCCAAGCUCCCGUAUUUCAUGCGCAUGCAUGGAAGUGUUCUUCCUCGCAUGCUCUUGCCAUUAGUAGGAAUAGGCGCUUGGGCAACUUUGAUAACUUGCAUCUCACAAUGGAUCUUCGACCUUGGCGUCAACACUGUUCUUCUCACAGUUCUCGGUUUCGUUGUUGGUCUGUCCCUCUCAUUCCGAAGCUCAACAGCCUACGAACGAUACACAGAAGGCCGCAAAUCCUGGUGCACCCUCAUGAUCCAGUCCCGCAACCUGGCACGCUAUAUCUGGAUCCACGUUGAAGAGCGCGAGGGCGCACAAGGUAUUGACGACCUCCUGCAAAAAGUCACAGCCAUGAACCUCAUUCUCUCUCACGCUGUCUCCCUCAAGCACCGUCUCCGCUUCGAGCCCUACGCGCACUACCCUGAUAUAGCCGGCCUAGUCUCACAUCUGGAUACGUAUGCAAAGGCAGCAUACAAGGAGGAGCAUCUCCAAAAGCAGAAACUCAGUAUGUGGAAGAGUCUAGGUAUGCAUCUUGGGUUACCGUUUGCAAUGAGCAAUCCGCGAAAGGAGAUGAAGAGAUCUGAUAAGCCGCUCGGAAACUUGCCGAUGGAAAUUAUGGGGUACCUGAGUGCUUAUUUCGAAACGGUGUCCAACAACGGGCAAUUGAAAUCUGCCGCGAUGGUGGGACAAGUUAUGACUGCGCUUGCUGGGAUGACCGAUACGGCCGGUAACGCUGAGCGAGUCCUUACGACACCUCUCCCAAUUGGUUACAACAUCCUCAUCUCGCAGGUUGUUCUCCUUUACGUCUAUCUCCUUCCCUUCCAACUCUACACUGCCCUCAAAUGGGUCACGAUCCCUGGCACCAUUGCCGCCGCUUACAUUAUUCUCGGUAUCGCGACGAUUGGCGACGAGCUUGAGAACCCCUUUGGCAACGACGUCAACGACUUACCUCUCGAUGCGUACUGCGCCGAGUUAAACCGGGAGCUGGAUACGAUGAUGAGCACCCCAGCUCCAGGGUUCGCGCAGCAUGUUGAGAGUAAUGGACACUUGAACCUGCCGCUCUGGCCGUUGAGCAACAAGGGAUAUAAGGAUUGGAGGGGCAAGACGAGGGAGGAGAUUAUGGAUGCGUUGAAGAGCAAAGUUGUGGCUUCCAAGAGCGGACAUGCGGACAUGCUGCCAUAA
This is a messenger RNA of Drepanopeziza brunnea f. sp. 'multigermtubi' MB_m1, 1422 nucleotides long. RefSeq lists its product as uncharacterized. The record is from RefSeq and is a predicted model, not a curated record. Lineage: Eukaryota; Fungi; Ascomycota; Leotiomycetes; Helotiales; Drepanopezizaceae. Gene Ontology annotation, molecular function: chloride channel activity.